Molecule: messenger RNA, 1839 nt
Organism: Patiria miniata (bat star)
Lineage: Eukaryota; Metazoa; Echinodermata; Asteroidea; Valvatida; Asterinidae
Exons: 5
Coding region: 447-1091 (214 amino acids)
Source: RefSeq, a predicted model, not a curated record
AAUCCGGUGUCCCUUGAUCGUGACGCCAUCGUCUCAGACCCCACGUGACCUGUGGGUCACCCACGUGCUAUAAUUAGCCCAAGGAAUGUUGAUUCACUGUUAAUUAUUUCCCCAAAUCGUGUACAAUGUCAACACCACACCCGAUGCCCAACUGUUGCGAGUUACAAAGGUCGUUUUUUGAUCAUUUUUAGUACAAAAUAAGAGUCAGAUAAUAUCACUGUUUUUAUUGACUCGAUGGUACAUUGCAAUUUCCUGCACACAUUCCCGCUACCUCAGGAGCCAACCGUUUAACCAGACGAGGAACGAGCGGUAUAAAAGGUAGUUGGCUUUCGGAGGAAGUCACAAACAUCCUCUUACUCGAAGUGAGAACACUAAAAAAUACACUUCGCAAAUUUGGAUUUCUGUUUCCGAGGCAUUGUUUCUGAAGCGGGUUACAUCCAAUAAUCAUGGGCGGUGCGAGGAAGCCGCUGGCCGGCGUAGAAACGUUGCUGUUGCUCGCUGUGGUCGGAGUCGGACUUGCUGUAUUCAUCACAAUCUUGCAAGCUACGGAUGAGAUCCCAGGCGCCACUUGUCUUCCGUAUACUGAGGUGAAAUUCCUGCAAGACCCGCCGGUUGCUUGGGGCAACAUCACCUUUAAACCACCCCCGGAUGACGCCAAAUGUAACUUCUGCAUGGCGACUCAGAUAAUAAUAAGUCUGUGUUUCGCUUUCAUCUGCGCCCUCUACCGAUUAGUGACCAUCUGCGUGGAGAAACUGGAUUUGUCUCUCUUGCGAAUCCUUUCCAUCCCCUUGUAUCUUUUGUCUGCUGCAUUCGCUCUGAUAGGGAGCACAGUUCUUCAGGUGGGCUUCAAUAAUUUCUGCGGUCAACUGACAUCGUAUUCCGGGUCGGACAAAAAAUGCGAAACUGCAGAGAAAUUCAUCGCAAGUCUGCCAGAUUCCCCAGAGGCAGAAUUCAACUUCGUCAAGGAAUUGUCGAUCGCUACGAUGGCGUCCUGGAUCUGCAUGGGUUUCUGGCUUCUGUUGUCUGUUCUUACGAUUGUGAGCUUCGGUGCGGCUAGCAAGAAGAAGGAUUCAGAAAAAAUCAAGUCUUAAAAAAGCGCUUUCACAGUCUCAAAUCCGUUUCGCUCGUUCCCAGCCCCCAUUUCAAGGCGCUGGUACAUGGUCGGGGCUAAUCGUUUUGAGCUCCCAUUGGACGAUUUUUGUUUCCGAUGACCCGGGUCAAUGUGUUCUCAGCCCUCAUUGGACAAAUUGUUUACACACUGACGCGGGAUCAGCUCUUCCGACUUAUCAACACAGUCACUGAAAAGGAAAACAAGAAGGAACAAAAUACAUAUAUCUGAUGAUAACCGUUUGCUUUGUGCAUGUUUAUUUUUUGUUAUUAUAGAACAGAACUGAAAGUAAUUCAAAUGAUUAUCUAGGCCUAGUCGGUAUAUUCUAACAUUUGCUGUUGUUACUCAGAGAUCAAAACGAAAUUAUUUUAAAUAUUAGCAGCAUUUUUCAACUUUCAGUAUUGACAACGGAACCAGGUUGGAAGCGAGGCAAGAUAUGAAAACGGAUGGGAGGAUGUAGGGUUUCGGUUGGGUAGAUGCAUGGGGAACCGACAAUUUUAAUGGCAACCAGCGGAUUUAUAACCAACAUUUUCGGGGUGGGUGAGGGUGGUGCCCGGUCGACCAUUGCAAAUUUAACAAGCCCGAGGGGGCCGGGCCGGGGGGGGGGGGGCUGGACCUCAUUGUCUGUUUGGGUAUUCUUUCUCCCUUUUUCUUUCGAUUAAUGUUGACUUAGGCAAAAAAAGUCUCCGGUUUCUGGUAUGGAGCUUACCCAAAAAGUGGUGGAGCGACGC